GACUGCAACAGUGAGAGAGAGGGUGUGAAAAAACUGAAGCACUGGAUCAGAUAGCAGACAGGAGAGAGAGAGAGUGAGAGAGAGAGAGAGAGAGAAAGAGAGAGAGAGUGGGGAUCCACUGGUCGCACUGAAACACUGGAGAAGAACACAAGAAAUCCUGAAGCCUCAUCACAGCUUAACUGUGCAUUAGCACAUCAGACCAACACUACGGGAACAUUACUGGAACAUUUUGCAAGCUUUUGGAGGGGAUUCUAUUUACCACGUUCAGUGAAGACCCCUCUUCUACUGUGUGUGCGUGUGUGUGUGUGUGUUUGUGAAUGUUUGUGUGUCUCGCUGUGGGCACCGCUGAGGAUGAGGACCUUGCAGGACUACCAUAGGAUCUCCUUGACUUUAAAGAAGUGGUUCUACCCACAGAGGAACCCUUGAGGAACUCGGAGGAAUCAUGCUUUAACUUGACCCCCGAGCGAGAGAGAAAGCGAGAAGCCCCCUUUUCCAUCUACAUCCACACUAUCGCACACACAUUACACAGACAUACGGGUGGGCAAAAGGUCCCUGUGUCCUGUGCAGUGAUUGGUGAAGAGACAGGGAGGCCUGGCAUUCCAUCCAUUGGUUUGUCCUGAUCGAGCAGAGUGGCAUGAGUGUGGGCAAGUCCCACAGGUACAGUGUUGUGUCAUCGUCGGAGGAGGACGUCCAUCGCCACGGCAACAUGCCCGCCCUUGGGAAUGGCUUUGGAAACGGCAAGAUCCAGACACGGCGGAAGGCACGCAGCCGCUUUGUCAACAAGACUGGCCAGUGCAACGUUAGCUUCGCUCACAUGGAAGAGCAGUCACAGCGCUACCUGGCUGACAUCUUCACCACCUGUGUGGACAUUCGCUGGCGCUGGAUGUUUGUCCUCUUCUCCCUUGCGUUCAUUAUCUCCUGGUUGGCAUUUGGGUUCAUCUUCUGGGUAAUUGCCCUCAUGCACGGCGACAUGGACAGAACUUCUGGGGAUGACUUCACGCCCUGUGUCAUGCAGGUCAACAGCUUCGUUGCGGCCUUCCUGUUCUCGGUUGAGACACAGACCACGAUUGGCUACGGCUUCCGCUGUGUGACGGAAGAGUGCCCGAUGGCCGUGUUCAUGGUGGUCGUGCAGUCCAUUUUGGGCUGCAUCAUUGACUCCUUUAUGAUUGGCGCCAUCAUGGCCAAAAUGGCACGACCCAAGAAACGUGCAGAGACCUUGCUGUUCUCCCACAAUGCCGUGAUUGCCAUGCGGGAUGGCAAGCUGUGCUUGAUGUGGCGAGUAGGGAACUUGCGGAAAAGCCACAUAGUGGAAGCCCAUGUGCGAGCACAGUUGAUCAAGCCAAGGGUGACAGAAGAGGGCGAGUAUAUUCCUCUUGACCAGAUUGACAUCAAUGUAGGGUACGACCAAGGCCUGGACCGUAUCUUCCUUGUCUCACCCCUGACCAUCAUCCAUGAGAUCAAUGAGGAAAGCCCUCUUUUUGGAAUCAGCAAGCAGGAUCUGGACAAUGCGGACUUUGAGAUUGUGGUGAUCCUAGAGGGCAUGGUUGAAGCCACAGCGAUGACAGCUCAGGUGCGCAGCUCUUACUUGGCCAGCGAAAUCUUAUGGGGCCAUCGCUUUGAGCCAGUGGUGUUUGAGGAGAAGAACCACUACAAGGUAGACUUCACGCACUUCCACAAGACUUAUGAGGUGCCCUCCACACCAUGCUGCAGUGCCAAAGACAUUGAGGAGAGCAAGUCUUUGCGGUCCAGUGCUAACUUCUGCUAUGAGAACGAGCUGGCCUUCAUUAGCAGGGAAGAAGAGGAGCAAGAAGACAGGAGGGGGGAAAGGGGAGCUGAGAUGGAAACCCUAUCAACUAACCUCAACAUUGACCAGAGACCAUAUCAUAGAGAGUCAGAAAUAUGAUCUCAGAUACCUUUGACCUUCACCUCUAGAGACUUUCUUUUAAAGUAGAUCCAGCCUGUCCCUUUAGUUUUGGCUAUGAUGGAAAGACGCACAGCAAAGCAAGUGCCAUAUGAACGUUUGACCCUUAUGACGUAGUGCAAUGCUGUAGUCAAGGGCAGGCAAGCUAUGUCCAUGACUGUUGUGACUGGAUGGCCUUCCUGUAGGAAAACUUGAAAUAGGAGUAUUUGUUUCAUAUUGUAGUUUGAAGUGAUAGCUUUAAGUGAUAUCAUAAUGCAAUAUUGAGCUAACCUGGGUGCUAAACUUGGUCUGAGACUUACUUUUAGGCUAUAGUCUCUUGCUUUGGUAGAAUCUCUAUACUCUCAAGUCAAGCAUUCAUCAGCAUCAUACUCAUUAAUAGAUCACAAUCCACUUUGGUGUAACCUGCAGCAAUAAAUAUAAGCCAUUCUAUGUGUUUUGUAUAACUUAGCCUAACUCAGCGGUUAGUCUUUAACAUAUGGUGAAAAUACUCAGUCAGGGGUCUCAAAUUACAGCCAGCUUUAUAUGGCCUGCCACAUCCUUAAAUCUGUCCACAAGUUUUACAUUCGAUGGGAAGACAUCAACCAACAAGAUCAGCAUAUGUUUAUGUUCACGUUGUGAAAAGUAAAUAUAGUACUCCUUGCAAAAGGAAACAUUCAAACGAAAACCUGACACUAAGCAGGUAUGGGUGCAAUUUAGAUAUAACUAGUAUAGGUUAGACAUAACUAAAUAGUUUAGUUUACAACAUAAGGGUAACAUGUUAGAUAAAAAGAAAACGUUUAAAAAUAAACAGUUAACAUUCAACUACAUGGGAAACUUUUUCCCAGGCCUCUUGGAGGAGACCAGCUAGCCUGUGCCUCCAAGGUAAUUUGAGUUUGAGACCCCUGCUCAGAGCUAUUUUUGUUUGUUUAAUGUCAUAGCAUAUAUCAUAAAAACACUCUCCGACAUUUUGGGUUUUCUUAACCCUAGAGUGCUUUUUGGUAAACAGGAUCUGUCAAACAGGAUUCUUUAGGCACGGCUCAUUUGAAAAGGUCAACAGCAGCACUCAUAUUAUCAAAGGGAAACACUGAAUAUCUGUUAACUUACAGUGAACAAGGUGGCACCCAGGUUAGCAG
Messenger RNA from Colossoma macropomum (tambaqui), 3033 nucleotides. It is a transcript of the gene kcnj12b, whose product is annotated as potassium inwardly rectifying channel subfamily J member 12b. Gene Ontology annotation, molecular function: inward rectifier potassium channel activity. Gene Ontology annotation, cellular component: plasma membrane. The transcript has 2 exons. NCBI's taxonomy places the organism in Eukaryota, Metazoa, Chordata, Actinopteri, Characiformes, Serrasalmidae. The coding region runs from base 635 to 1903 and encodes 422 amino acids. Gene Ontology annotation, biological process: potassium ion import across plasma membrane; regulation of monoatomic ion transmembrane transport. The record is from RefSeq and is a predicted model, not a curated record.